AUGACUCGGGCACUUGCCUCAGGCCCCCCAACACACCAGAAGCUGCUCCCUCACCAGCUCCAUCUCAAGUCAACCCAGCUGCACUUGACACUCGGCAGCGGCUACUUGAAGGCUGACCAGUGCGAUCCACAAGCACCUAUACUGCUUACUCCUCCAGACACAGCUACAUUGCGGUGGCAGUUGGUGUCUAGCCAUGAUGCCAGGAGACCACUCGCAGCUGUGUGGAGUAUGGUUCCCAGGUACACCCUCGCCAUUGAAGCAUGUCAUGCGGAUGCAUGGCACUUCCCACUUGCCGGGCUCCAGCUGUGCUGGAUCCGUCAGGAAGUGCAUCCUAUUUCGGCUUGUUUGGCCAUGGACACGUGGGAGGUGUGGCCAUACGGAGUGGCGAGCGUGGAGCACCACGGGCAGUGUCGCGGCAGCGGCCCAAAUGAAUUAAACAUUAUACUGCUGGGAAGAAGUGGUGAUGGCAAGAGCAGUGCUAAAAACACCAUCCUUGGGGAGAAAUCAGCCCAGGUGUGGUCAUCUGCAACUUCUUUAGUGAACCAGUACCAAGCUAAAACUAGGAACUUACAGGAGAAAACACUAAGAAUUGUUGAAACGCCUGGACUGUUUGACACCAGCAAUACUAAAGAAGAGUUUCAGCAGGAGGUAGAGAAGUGCAUCGCACACUGUGCCCCAGGACUCCACGCCUUCAUCAUUAUUCUCAAAGUUGGCAGAUACAGCAAACAAGAAGCAAGAAUUCUGGAAGAGAUUAAAGAACUGUUCGGGGAGGGAGUCCUGAAAAAUGCUAUACUUCUUUUUACAAACGGAGAUCAACUUGACGAUGGACAAACCAUUGAAGAGUUUGUACAGCAGAGUGUGGCACUGCAGGAUCUGGUAAAUAAGUGUGGAGGUCGAGUUCAUGUCAUUGACAAUAAAUACUGGAAGCAGGAGCAGGAUGGAUACAGGAGCAACAGAGUUCAGGUAGAGAAGCUACUGAACACCGUAGAGGAGAUGGUGAAGGAGAAUGGAGGACAGUACUAUGGUAUUGAGAUGCUGCAGGCUGUGAAGAAAAAUAAAAGAUCUGUAAGACUGAUUAGAUUAUUUGAAAACUUGAAGAAAUAUACUCAAGGAAAAGGUUGGGCAGCUGUAGUGUUGGCCUCUGUGUUGUUAGUGGGUGUUUAUUUUCAUCACAGUUGGUACGGGUUAUUUUAUUGGUAGGGUACUUGUAAUGAUAAGCAUACUUGGGGAUGAAACUAUGUACAAUGUGUGCCAUAUUAAAAGACGUGUUAAAUUGAUCUUGGGACACA
This is a messenger RNA of Colossoma macropomum (tambaqui), 1289 nucleotides long. RefSeq names its product GTPase IMAP family member 9-like. The record is from RefSeq and is a predicted model, not a curated record. The transcript has 4 exons. Gene Ontology annotation, molecular function: GTP binding. Lineage: Eukaryota; Metazoa; Chordata; Actinopteri; Characiformes; Serrasalmidae. Bases 1 to 1200 code for a protein of 399 amino acids.